This is a messenger RNA of Oncorhynchus tshawytscha (Chinook salmon), 1678 nucleotides long. RefSeq names its product FYN-binding protein 1. Bases 539 to 1432 code for a protein of 297 amino acids. The transcript has 15 exons. Gene Ontology annotation, molecular function: protein binding. Gene Ontology annotation, cellular component: plasma membrane. Gene Ontology annotation, biological process: integrin-mediated signaling pathway; T cell receptor signaling pathway; protein localization to plasma membrane. Lineage: Eukaryota; Metazoa; Chordata; Actinopteri; Salmoniformes; Salmonidae. The record is from RefSeq and is a predicted model, not a curated record.
UAGGGAAGGUGAGGGUCACAGGAGAGCGCCUGCAGAAUAUGAUGCUAACGCACAAGGGAGUACCCACCGCCCCUUCCAAGCCAGCGCCCCCUCCCUACCCAGCCAGAGGAGUCUGACGGAGGUAACCCCCCUGAGAAGGACCCUGCCCUCUGAGGGCUCCAGACCCAUAAAGCCCAGACGACCCCCCCACGUCAACCUGCAGGCCCAUCAGAGAAACACCAGGGCACCACACCUUGCAGGGCGCCCAGGGUUAAGGAAGACUGAAGGUGGCAGCAGUAAGUCUCUUCCAGGGAUAGUCAGUCUGUCUGGCCCCUCAAGACUCCCAACCAAGCCCAGCAGCCUACCACGGCAGUGUACCCCUGUACAUUCUGAGGAUGACCAGGGGGAAUAUGAUGACAUAGGCCUAGGCCUAGAUGUAAAACCACCUCCCCCACCCCCAAACCCAAAACACCCAGGGAGCUGGGACAAAAGUGACUCCUGGAAUGAAAAUAGUUCUUCACAAAUAGAUAAGGGGAGCGAUGAAAGUGAGGUCUAUGAUAUGAUUGAUAAAGGCAACCAAGAGGAGGUGAAAACCACAAGUUCUGAUAAGAAUAAACAGAAAGAGUUGAGCCGGCAGGAGAGGAGAGAGCAAAAGGAAAUACUGGAAAGGGAAAACAAAUACAGAAAGAAAUUCAAGCUGGGGACUGGGGACAUAGAGGUCCUUCACAUGGCCAGGGUUCGACAUGACUGGCAGGGGGGCAAGCAGGAUCUAACUGUUCGGCAGGGAGACAGUGUGGAGAUCUUACGGGUUGAGAACAAUCCUGGGGGCAUGUGGCUAGCCCGCACACAGACUGGCACCUAUGGCUACAUCAUUAACACAUGUGUGGAUGUGGACUAUGAGGAAGUGAAACGUAAACUCAAACUGUCCAGAGCCCCUGACCCCUCACUGCCACCACCACCACCUCCACCUCCCGUCUCUUUUGAGGACAAUGACAUUUAUUAUGAUGUCGACUCCUCAGAUAACAUGAACAGCAGCAUGACUCAAGAGGAGGAUGACUACGAUGAUGUGCAAGGAAUAAACAAUGACUUCCCACUUCCACCUCCUAAAAUAAGUCUACAUCCAAAAAUGAGCAAGAAACUGGAGAAAGAUGAACAAGAGUUCAGAAAAAAAUUUAAGUUUGAGGGACCGAUUAAGGUGUUACACUGCAUGAUGGUUGACGCAAGCAUCAAGAAGGCAGGAGGCAAGGAUCUAGCUGUGGUUCAAGGAGAGAUCCUGGAGAUAAUUCAACUCACCAGUGGCAAGAAAGCCCUGUGUCGCAAUGAGCAGGGGAAAUAUGGAUAUGUGCCCAGGGUUGUUCUUCUUCAGGCGGAAGGGGAGGAUGUUUACGACGAUGUUGAUCAUAUUAACGAUAUCUAUGACAACGACAAUGUCUAUGAUCACACAAUCCACUGAAACCUUUUUCCUUUCCUGACCAACAUGGAUCACCAAUCCUGGACUGACAAUUUCAUGCUUGUCUUCCAGGGAGACACACACAGGGAGACACACACACACACACACACAUGUCCUAAGAAUUGAAACAAUCAUGGCAUGACUGUUGUUUGCUCGAAUUUGCUUGUAGAACUAUUUAAUACACUAUGCUUUGUUCAUGGCUGGGCUUCUUGAGAUGAGUUUGAAUAAUAAAUACUUUUUUGCCAGUUG